Molecule: messenger RNA, 1448 nt
Organism: Chironomus riparius
Lineage: Eukaryota; Metazoa; Arthropoda; Insecta; Diptera; Chironomidae
Source: the annotation of a GenBank genome assembly
CUUUCGGGAUAUUGAAAGUUUCACAACAACUCGAAAAUUAAAUUAAACGAAAAAAAGUCUUUAAAACAAAAACUUAAAAAAGUGCUUAAGAAUUUCGAAAUUUAGUAUAACAAAUUAAGUCACAAAGAUGACAAGUGUCUAUCCUAGUCAGUCAACUCCCUCGUUCCUCAAGAAAUACACAAAGAGCGUUUACAAUCGCGUUCAAUAUAAUGCACAUCAUGAUGCCCAUCAUCAAAAUAUGGACGAGGCUGCAAUCGACCUUCAACCAUAUCGAUCAACACCAUUAGUCUUGCCUGGCGCAAAAGUCUAUCAAAAUAAGAACUUGCCAACAGAAAGCUACUUGCGUCACCAUCCGAAUCCACAAAUGCGUGCCAAUUUGUCACAGGAUUAUGCAUAUGUUGAUAACGCUAUGAAGCAAAAGGUUGCUGACAGUGUAUUGCAACGUGUCGUUGGUCCAGAAGAGGCAACUGUAAACGGUCAAAAGGUUGUACACAAACAAUUCAACUCACCAAUCGGUCUUUAUUCAGACAGCAAUAUUGAGAACACAAUCAAGAGCACAAUGUCUCCUCUUUCACCUAUUGCACCAGCUUCAACUGGUUCUUCAUCAGUUCCAUCACCAAAUCCAAAUGGAACUAUGAACCGCCAACAACUUCCAACAAAAAUUCAAGGCUAUAAGAAAACGGUCGUCUAUGAUCCAAUGAAGAGUGAAACAUUCAAAGCACUUCAAGACAGCACUUUUGUCGAUGGAAAAGUUCAUGAAGUCGCUAGUCCAGCUCAACACAGAGUAUUUAUGCCCAAUCGUGUAGUUCCAGGAAAGAAGCCACCAGUCUCUUCUUUCCCACCACCUGAUCCAAUUUCAAGAAUCCCAACAAAUCAAUUGGGUGAGGCAAAUGACAUCAUUCACCAAAGUGGAAGCUUCAAGCGAUUGAUGUAUCACGUUUUGGGCGAAAGUGAUUACUAAGCAGUCAAACGGAAAUCUAAUUAAGCAUUAACAUCAAUUCGACAAAAAAACAAGAAAUUGGAUAUAAAACAUAAAUAAAAUAUGUUAUAAUGGAAUGAAAAAACGAUUUUAUAACGAUAAUCAAUUCUAAUUGUUACUUAACUUAACUUUUCUUAUUAGUUCCAAAAAUGUUAAUUUCUUAUUAUUAUUAUUAUUUAAACGUUAUUUGAAGCAACACAUUGAUUUGCUGAUGAGUGAAGUCUCUAGUCACAUAAACACACACAAAGAGUUUAUUAAUAAAUGUUAAAGUCUGUCUCACAACCUCCUUACAGUCGAGGUGGGAGACGCGAAACUUUUCUUUUCUUAAAUUUAAAAUUUUAUUCUGAGAGGAAAUAUUGUUGAGAUAAUUAAGCUUUAUCGAACCUAUUCUGUAUCAAUCAUUGUAAAUAAAUGAAUAAUAAUUUUGAGGAAAAGCAAGCAAGUAAAUAAAUAAAAUGUUAAUUCAGAC